GACGCCACGCGCAGCUUGAUGACGACGUUUCGGCGCCGGGUCGCUGAAUGGCGGCCUCGGUCCUUAAAGCCGGAGACGCUGUGGCUCUUUCAGUGGUCCUCUAAGACGGCCCGUCUGGACCCUGCCCGGGAGGCUGCCAUGGCAUUCCCCCACCUGCAGCAGCCCAGCUUCCUGCUGGCUAGCCUGAAAGCCGACUCUAUAAAUAAACCCUUUGCACAGCGGUGCCAAGACUUGGUUAAAGUCAUCGAGGACUUUCCAGCAAAGGAGCUGCAUGCCAUCUUCCCGUGGCUGGUUGAGAGCAUUUUUGGCAGCUUGGACGGCGUCCUGGCUGGGUGGAACCUCCGCUGCUUGCAGGGCCGCGUGAGCCCUGUGGAGUACAGUAUCGCCAUGGAAUUCCUAGACCCCGGGGGCCCAAUGAUGAAGUUGGUUUAUAAACUUCAAGCUGAAGACUAUAAAUUUGAGUUUCCUGUCUCUUACCUGCCUGACCCUGUGAAGGCCUCCAUCCAGGAGCGUGUGCUCCCCGACAGCCCUCUGUACCACAACAAGGUCCAGCUCCCCCCAGCUGGGGGCCUUGGCCUGCACCUGGCCCUCAAUCCAUUUGAGUAUUACAUGUUCUUCUUUGCUUUGAGCCUCAUCACUCAAAAGCCGCCACCCGGGGCCCUCCACGUCCGCACUUCAGACUGCGCCUACUUCAUCCUGGUGGACAGGUACCUGGCGUGGUUCCUGCCCACAGAAGGCAGCGUGCUCCCCCCUCUCUCCUCCAGCCCGGGGGGGCCCAGCCCCUCACCGGCUCCCAGGACGCCAGCUGUGCCUUUUGCGUCCUAUGGCCUGCACCACACCAGCCUCCUGAAGCGACACAUCUCUCAUCAGACGUCUGUGAAUGCAGACCCCACCUCCCACGAGAUCUGGAGGUCGGAGACGCUGCUCCAGGUUUUUGUUGAAAUGUGGCUUCAUCAUUAUUCUUUGGAGAUGUACCAAAAAAUGCAGUCCCCUCACGCCAAGCUGGAGGUCCUGCACUACCGACUCAGUGUCUGCAGCGCCCUCCACAGCCCUGCCCAACCCAGCCUCCAGGCCCUCCACGCCCACCAAGAGUCCUUCAUGCCCACCGAGGAGCAUGUGCUGGUGGUGCGGCUGCUGCUGAAGCACCUGCACGCCUUCGCCAACAGCCUGCGGCCUGAGCAGGCCUCGCCCUCUGCCCACUCCCACGCCGCCAGCCCCCUGGAGGAGUUCAAACGGGCCGCCGUCCCGAGGUUUGUCCAGCAGAAGCUCUACCUCUUUCUGCAGCACUGCUUUGGCCACUGGCCCCUGGACGCAUCGUUCAGAGCUGUCCUGGAGAUGUGGCUGAGCUACCUGCAGCCCUGGAGGUACGCGCCUGAGAAGCAGGCCCCGAGCAGUGACUGCCAGGCCCGGAGUGUGUCAGAGAGAUGGGCGCCCUUCGUGCAAGAGAACCUGCUUGUGUACACCAAGCUCUUCCUGGGCUUCCUGAGCCGCGCACUGCGCACGGACCUUGUCAGCCCCAAGAAUGCACUCAUGGUGUUCCGCGUGGCCAAGGUCUUCGCGCAGCCAAACCUGGCUGAGAUGAUCCAGCGGGGCGAGCAGCUGUUUCUGGAGCCCGAGCUGGUCAUCCCCCACCGCCAGCACCGGCUCUUCACGGUGCCCACAUUCACCGGCAGCUUCCUGUCAUCAUGGCCACCAGCCAUCACCGACGCCUCCUUCAAGGUGAAGAGCCACGUGUACAGCCUGGAGGGCCAGGACUGCAAGUACACCCCAAUGUUCGGGCCCGAGAUCCGGGCACUGGUCUUGCGUCUGGCUCAGCUCAUCACACAGGCCAAGCAGACGGCCAAGUCCCUCUCUGACCAGUAUGGGGAGAGCACGGCCACCCGUCCCUUCCUGUCGUGGCUGGGCUUCUACCCCGCGGACACCAAUGGCUCCUACCUGGGCAAUGACCUGGAUGAGAUGGGGCAGGACAGCGUCCGCAAGACGGACGAGUACCUGGAGAAGGCCCUGGAGUACCUGUGCCAAGUGUUCCGGCUCAGCGAGGCCCAGCUCGCCCAGCUCACACUUGCCCUGGGGACCACGCAGGAUGAGAACGGGAAGAAGCAGCUCCCAGACUGCAUCGUGGGGGAGGACGGACUCAUCCUCACACCCCUGGGCCGGUAUCAGAUCAUCAACGGGCUUCGGCGCUUUGACAUCGAGUACCAAGGAGACUCGGAGCUGCAGCCCAUCCGGAGCUACGAGAUUGCCAGCCUGGUCCGAGUGCUCUUCCGACUGUCCUCCGCCAUCAACUGCAGGUUCGCAGGUCAGAUGGCGGCUCUGUGUUCGCGGGCUGACUUCCUCGGCAGCUUCUGUCGCUACCACCUCCUGGAGCCUGGGCUGUCAGACAGGCGCCUGCUGAGCCCCGUGGGGCGGGGGCAUGCAGCCAGCCUUGCCCGGGGACCCCGGCUCAGCCUGCGCUUCCUGGGCAGCUACCGGACGCUGCUGGCCCUGCUGCUGGCCUUCUUCGUGGCCUCUCUGUUCUGCAUCGGGCCCCUGCUCUGUGCCCUGCUCCUCGUGCUGGGCUAUGUCCUCUACGCCGUGGCCAUGACACUGCUAACUGAGCAGGGCAAGCUGCACCAGCUCUGA
Molecule: messenger RNA, 2622 nt
Organism: Lipotes vexillifer (Yangtze River dolphin)
Lineage: Eukaryota; Metazoa; Chordata; Mammalia; Artiodactyla; Lipotidae
Gene: SMPD4
Product: sphingomyelin phosphodiesterase 4
Exons: 21
Coding region: 19-2622 (867 amino acids)
Biological process (GO): sphingomyelin catabolic process; glycerophospholipid catabolic process; ceramide biosynthetic process
Molecular function (GO): sphingomyelin phosphodiesterase D activity
Source: RefSeq, a predicted model, not a curated record